This is a messenger RNA of Brassica napus (rape), 1934 nucleotides long. RefSeq names its product probable serine/threonine-protein kinase PIX13. The record is from RefSeq and is a predicted model, not a curated record. The coding region runs from base 484 to 1716 and encodes 410 amino acids. Gene Ontology annotation, molecular function: protein kinase activity; ATP binding. The transcript is spliced from 6 exons. Gene Ontology annotation, biological process: protein phosphorylation. NCBI's taxonomy places the organism in Eukaryota, Viridiplantae, Streptophyta, Magnoliopsida, Brassicales, Brassicaceae.
AACAGGUGGCUAAGGAAACAAUUUUUCUAUUAAGUUGACUUGACCAUAAACCUCUCAUUUGCUCAUCCUCUUCCUCUUGCGUACUUGGACCAUCAUUCUUUCAAAGACUUAGUCUUCCCUUUCGUCUCUCAGUGACAUGGUAACAAAGUAACCACGUCCUUAUCCUUCUCUUCUCUCUCCAUGACAAAGAAAAGCAAUUUCGUCGAAUUGGAGAAAACACACAUCUUUUUUUUUGUUGUUGUCUCUCUACUCAUUCACACCCGGUUUUAAACGGUAGCUGUUGUCCGAUCUCUAUCCAUCAUCCUCUACUGUGUCUUUUCUUGUAAAGCACUCUCUGUUUUUAGAUUCACACCCUCUUUUUUUGUUCUUUAGAUUUGACUUGUGUAAAAACCCUGAAAACAAGAAGUGUAUAAAACAGAGAUACUUGUCUAAUAUAAUUGAGAAAAAAAAAAAGAGUUCGGCUUUUAAAUAUUGUUUGUCGGUAUGGGGCUUUGCUGGUCUUCUUCAUCUAAAUCUCCUUCAACUGCAACAACAACACCUACCACUACUGGUAAUAUCAGUUCAGGUCCGUUUAAGUCAACGACUACAGAAACAUCAAGAAGUAACAUAUCCAGCACUAGUGGAUUCUCUGCGGGAAGUGGUGGAGAUGCUUGCCCCGAGGGUCAGAUACUUCCCAUUCCCAAUCUAAGGAUAUUCAGCCUUGCAGAACUUAGAGCUGCAACCAGGAAUUUCAAGUCUGAGAAUGUUCUGGGAGAAGGAGGGUUUGGGAAAGUCUUCAAAGGCUGGCUUGAAGAGAAAGGGCCUGGGAGUCACAGCACUGGAACUGUGAUUGCUGUCAAGAAACUUAACUCCGAAAGCUUCCAAGGAUUUGAGGAAUGGCAAUGUGAGGUGAACUUUCUUGGGAGGGUUUCUCAUCCGAACUUGGUGAAGCUGUUGGGAUACUGCUUGGAAGGUGACGAGUUGCUUUUGGUGUAUGAGUACAUGCAGAAAGGAAGCUUAGAGAAUCAUCUUUUCCGAAAGGGUUCUGUUGUUCAGCCACUGUCAUGGGAAAUAAGGCUUAGGAUUGCAAUAGGAGCAGCUAAAGGCUUAGCGUUUCUUCACGCUUCAGAGAAGCAAGUCAUUUAUAGAGACUUCAAAGCUUCAAACAUUCUACUUGAUAGUUCAUACAACGCAAAGCUAUCAGAUUUUGGAUUGGCUAAGUUAGGCCCUUCCGCGAGUCAGUCUCACAUCACAACAAGGGUUAUGGGUACACACGGUUAUGCAGCUCCAGAGUAUGUUGCUACAGGUCACUUGUAUGUAAAGAGUGAUAACUACGGGUUUGGAGUCGUUUUAGCUGAGAUCUUGACUGGUUUACACGCACUUGAUCCUACCCGUCCCACCGGGCAACACAAUCUAACGGACUGGAUCAAGCCUCAUCUCUCUGAAAGAAGAAAGCUGAGGAGGAUAAUGGACCCUCGUCUAGAAGGAAAGUACCCUUUCAAAUCGGCUUUCCGAGUGGCUCAACUGUCUCUGAAAUGCCUUGAACCCGAGCCAAAGAACCGUCCAUCCAUGACAGAAGUGGUGGAGUCGCUAGAACUCAUUGUGGCUGCCAAUGAGAAACCGUUGGAACGAAGGACCACCAGAGCUUCCCCAACCGUGAGUAACCAACGAAGCCAUUAUCGCCGGGAACAUCUGUCUACAUUUCAACCGAGGCAUACCGUGGCUAGAGGUCACUAGUUUUGGUUGUUUUUGAACACUAGAUAUUCUUUUUUCCUCUCUCUCUCUCUCUCUGGUUUUGUAUUCGUUAAAAUGAUGAUUAGAAAACAAUUCAUAUGUAUACUAUAUGGAAUCAAAAGACAAGACAUAAGCAUAUGUUGUAACUAGUAAAUGUGUUGUUGUGUGUGUUUGUAGAUGCUUAUAAGAGGUUAAGAAAGUUUUGAAAUAUUAGUUAUCUA